Cooperia oncophora is the source of this 330-nucleotide messenger RNA. Lineage: Eukaryota; Metazoa; Nematoda; Chromadorea; Rhabditida; Trichostrongylidae. The record is from the annotation of a GenBank genome assembly.
AUGAGAAUGCAGUCUCCUGACUCUUCUGGCCAUGGCAAAGAGUUUCGCGAAAAGGCAACGAAGAGCCAACAAUCUGCCUGUGGAAAUGCAUGCUCCCAAGAGCAAGAGGGCAAAGAAAAUGUAGUGCCGAAAUGGAUCCCUCCCAAACUGCCAUUUAGCUAUGAAACAAUGGUUGAUGUCACUACUGAGAAACCAAGUGGAACUGUAUGCACUUAUAAAAGCCUACCCGCAUGGUGCUGCAUAGUAAAAAUCAGAGAGGAUCAUGUCAUAUGCUUUGCCCCGAUACCAGGAGUCCACAAAAUACUUGUUGCAGAUGAUCUAAUCAGGUGA